Pelagomonas calceolata is the source of this 2079-nucleotide messenger RNA. The record is from the annotation of a GenBank genome assembly. NCBI's taxonomy places the organism in Eukaryota, Pelagophyceae, Pelagomonadales, Pelagomonadaceae.
AUGUGGUCUAAACUCCAGCCGUCCGUAAAGAGACUCUGGCUCGGCGCCGGCGGGUUAUUCAUCGCGGGCAACCUCUUCAAAUAUUAUACUUGGGUCAUUGCGCACGACGCUGUCAGCAAGGUCGAGCAGGAGGCGCACGAGGACGCGAGCCGGCAACUGCGCGAAGCAAGAGACUCGGCCCAGAAGUACGCGCUGCCGCCGCUGAAAAAGUAAUGACCACUGCAGCGCGUCUCGCGCGCCUCGGCCUCCGCCUCGGGCCCCUGGGCGCGCCGACGCUCGUCGCGAGUUUCGCGCCGCCGCGGCCGCGCGUCGGAGCGCUCGUGCUCAUCCCGCACGGUAGGACGCCUUCGAACCAACGGCUGAUCUUCCAGAACCACUCCGAGGGGCCCGACGCGACGCUGUUACCGGAGUCGCUCGUCGAAGCCGGCAAAGGCGCCGAGGUGUUUCUGGACGCCUUCGGCGACCGCCUCGAGAGGUGCAGCUUCCGGCGGUCGCCGCUGCACCGCUGCGCUCAGACGUGGGAAGCCUACACAGCCGUCUUAGCGGACCGCGGCCUGGAGGUUCCCGAGAUCGCGGUCGACGAGGCGCUCGUCGAGAUCGACCACGCGAGCUGGCACGGCAAGACCGUCGACGACCUCUCGGGCGCGGACCGCGCCUCCGCCGCCGCGCAUCGGGCUGGCGACGUGCUUGCGAAGCCUCCCGACGGCGAGUCGCAGCUCGACGUGCUCGAGAGGGCGGCCGCUUGGGUCCAUGGGCUCGACGCGCCCGACCGCGUCGUCGUCGCGUUCGGCCACGGGACGAUGCAGAACGCGAUCGAGGUGGUGCUCCGGACGUACGGAUCGCGGCCGCCGGCCGAGGUCUUUACGCGCGUGCCGGGCAAGUCCCAUCUCAAGCGCGGGUUCCCGCACGUCGUGUUCGACGCUGACGGUGGGGCGCUGGGUCCGCUCGGGUAGCGUCGCUCGCGUGUUUAUAUGUUUUAAGUAAGAAGUUCCUAAUCGCGCGUCGAUGGCGUACUGGUGGCGAGAAAAUAUCACGCACGCUGUUAGAUGUUACGGUGCUAGGACUAGUAAAACCUAAGCUUACCCUAGCGCAUAGCCCCUCUAGCCCGGCUGCAUGCGAUCGCGCAGUAAAGUAGGGUGCACUCGCCCCACGCAUUGGCAUUCGUCGCCCAUUAUUGCGGGCGGGCACACACGCAUACCAUAGACCCAACUGCUGGGUCUUGUGGCACGGUUCGUGCAACACUGCUGCUAAUUGCACUGCUGCUAAAAUUGCACAGCACAAACUCACACAUCAAACGCAAGCAUGCAGCGCUUCCGAGCGGCCCAGAAUACGCUGGUGCUCUGCGCCUCCACGUUGGCCCUGGCCCCCAAGACCGUGAUCCUCGUGAGACAUGGAGCAGUGAACCGCGAAGCCGCAGGAUUAACCCCAGACGGCCUUUAUGGAGGUGAUGUGGAUGUACCGCUGAGCGAACGAGGCGAGGCCGAGGCGCGAGCGGCCGCACAGUUCGUCGCCGAUACCUUCGGCAGCAAGGUGACCUCCGUUUUUGCGUCGCCGAUGAAGCGCGCCAUGUACGGCGCCGAGCGCACCGUCGAAGCCCUCGGCAAAUCCAUGAGUGUAGAAGCGAGGGAGGCCUUCCGCGAAGUUAGGAGGGGCGACUGGGUCGACAAGAGCAUCGACCAAGUCAGCAAGGAGUACCCGGGCGAGGACAUGCAACGGUUUUUAGAUGAUUACGACUUCAACCCCGCGGGCGGCGGCGAGUCCGUCAAUGAAGUGCAAGCUCGGGCGAAGAAGUGCCUGCUGGAGGACGUGUUACCUUCUAUUAACGAGGGAGAGUGCGCCGUCGUCGUGUCGCACCUCUUCAUCACGCGGUCGCUGCUGUCGUUCGCGGAGCCGAGCACGCCCGUCGCGGAAAUCUCCGUGCCGACGGCGAGCGUGUCCACUUUGGAAUUUACCGGAGACGACGUGUCCAUCGACCUGCGGGGCGUCAAGCCGGAGCUCAGCGCGGAGGACGACGCGCGGCUCGCGCCGGGGUCCGCGGCACCCGACGUUUGGCUCAACGGCGCUGCGCGGCGGGGGUGA